This is a messenger RNA of Tricharina praecox, 3049 nucleotides long. Its product is annotated as BRO1-like domain-containing protein. NCBI's taxonomy places the organism in Eukaryota, Fungi, Ascomycota, Pezizomycetes, Pezizales, Pyronemataceae. Bases 92 to 2902 code for a protein of 936 amino acids. Gene Ontology annotation, biological process: protein transport to vacuole involved in ubiquitin-dependent protein catabolic process via the multivesicular body sorting pathway. The record is from RefSeq and is a predicted model, not a curated record. Gene Ontology annotation, molecular function: protein binding. Gene Ontology annotation, cellular component: endosome. The transcript has 4 exons.
GGCACCGCUCAAAACCUACAUCGCGAAGACCUACGGCGAUCCCGAGAAGUACAAUGAGGAGUGCAACACGUUGAACCGGUUACGGCAGGAUAUGAGGGGCGCGGGAAAGGAUUCAUCGGCCGGGAGAGACCUGCUGUAUCGCUACUAUGGGCAGCUGGAGCUGCUGGAUCUGAGGUUUCCGGUCGAGGAGAGGGGCGUUAGAGUCAGUUUUACAUGGUACGAUGCCUUCACACACAAACAGACCUCACAGUACUCCCUCGCCUUCGAAAAGGCGUCCAUCAUCUUCAACAUCUCCGCCGUCCACUCAUGUCAUGCCGCAAACCAGAAUCGUGCGGAGGAGCUCGGCGUGAGAACGGCGUACCACUCGUUCCAGGCCGCCGCGGGAAUGUUCACGUAUAUAAACGAAAAUUUCCUUCACGCACCGUCAACAGACCUUAGUAGAGAAACCGUAAAAACACUCAUUAAUAUUAAUCUGGCCCAGGCUCAGGAGGUGUUCUUGGAGAAGCAGAUUGCGGAUGGGAAGAAGAGCGCCAUGCUGGCAAAGCUGGCUGCUCAGGCGGCGUUGCUUUAUUCCCAGGCGGUCGAGGGCUUGCAGGAGACUUCGCUGAAGGGUGUGUUUGACAAGUCUUGGAUGACGAUGUGCUUGGCCAAGCAAGAUUAUAUGGAAUCCCUGGCGCACUUCCUGCAGGCGAUAGCCGACUGUGAUCAUUCGAACUACGGAUUAGCGAUUUCUCGUCUCCAGCUCGCUGAUGCACUCGGCAGAGAAGCGGUUCGCCAAGCGCAGAUGUUCCCCGGAAACCCAUCAGCCAACGCCAACCUCUCCCCCGAGACGGGCCCGGCAUUGAUCCAGAUCACCAAGCGUCACCUCGGACUCGUCCACGAGAGGCUCGACGAAUUGGUCAAAGACAAUGACUUCAUCUACCACCAGAACAUCCCUUCGGAAUCUGCCAUCCCAAACAUUCCCAAAAUGCCGGCUGCCAAAGCGAUCCCCGUGCAGGAGCUCUACCAGGGUCAGGAUAUCAGCCGGAUCAUUGGCCCGGAUAUCUUCCAGAAGAUUGUGCCCAUGAGCGUGACGGAGAGUGCUUCGCUGUACGAUGAGGAAAAAGCGAAGCUCGUGCGCGCAGAGACGGAAAAGGUGGACCUGGCCAAUGCGGAGAUGGUUGCAGCGCUGGAUUACCUCAAACUACCAGGCUCGUUGAAGCUCCUCAAGAACGGAUUUGCGGAUACCGUCGAUGUGCCCGACGAGUUCAAGGACUGGUGUGCUGACAUGGCAAGCAAGCCGGAGGGCCUGGAGCUGCGGUUCACGAAUUUGAAAGCGAGUAAACGUAAGAUCAAGGAUAUCCUAGAGGCAUCAUCAAAGAGCCUUGAUCAUGAAGAGAGCGUGUGCGAGAGGAUGCGUGCAAAGUUCCAGGACGAGUGGACACAGCAACCAUCCAGUCGACUCACUCAAACGCUCAGAGGUGACAUCAGGAGCUACGGAGAAGCCAUUGAUGCGGCUGUGCAGAGCGAUAACCAACUGUGGACACAAUACAAGCUGGUCCAGAAUGAUAUCAUCGAAAUGAUCAUUGCCGGCCAGAGCCCGGACGGUAUGGCGGUGGAACAGCUGUGGGAUAGCCGAGUGGCAAGGGCGAACCUUGAUGCGGGCGGUAGCACUAGUGGGAAUAAUGGUCCUAGCUCAGAGUCACUGCUCGACGUGGAUGAUGGCGAAGGUGGUCCAAGUGUGAUGGAGCAGAUUGUACGGGUGGAGGAUCUACUCAAGAAACUGAACUUGAUCAAGAGGGAGCGUGCGCAGGUGCUGAAGGAUUUAAAGGAUAUUGUCCACAACGACGACAUCUCCAACGUCCUAAUCCUGAACAAAAAAGCUGUUCAGAACCAUGAAAAUGCGCUGUUCGCCAAUGAGCUCGAAAAGUUCCGACCGCACCAGAACCGGCUGCUCCAGGCGGCCCACAAGCAGUCAGCGCUGAUGAAGGACUUGACCGGUGCGUACGGGGACCUUCUCCAAGACAAGCGGAUCCGGUCGGAACAGUCGAGAUACGAGGCGCUCUCCCGCUCACGCAACGCGAUACUAUCGAAGUUCAAAAAGUCGUACCAAGCGUACCUCGAUAUCUGCAAAGGCCUUGAUAAGGCACGGCAAUUUUACUCCGAGAUGACGGAGACCACCCAGAGUUUGGAAAAGAACGUGGAAACGUUCGUCAGCAAUCGGCGCAGCGAGGGAGCCAUGCUGUUGUCUCAAAUCGAGAACCAAAAGGGCACGGACGCUGAAUUACAGCAGAGGAGAAUCAAGGAUAUGAUGGAGAGAAUGACGUUUGGGGGUGGAGGAAACUCUCCUGAUCCGAAUAGGCCGCCUGCCAAUCACCAUUCUGCCUUGCCCACACCGCACACCAUGAGUCCUCCUACAACACCGCGAUAUCCUCCUCAACACCAGCAGUACCCAGUCCUCCACAACGCGCCGACGCCACCACCCCCGCCCCCGAGCAACCCUCCUGCAUCCGCCGGCUUCGCCCCUGCUGGAUUCGGCCAGUACCAGGUGCACCCCUCGCACAACACUGGCCGGCGAGAGUCUCAUGGCCAACUUCCGGGUCUUGGCCAGCGCUCCGGAUCCUAUGCGACCCACCAAUCAGCACUCCCAUCCCCGGGCUUCGCGCCCCCCAACUCACAAUACUACCAGGGCCACUACCAGCAACCCAAUGCCUACUCCGCUCCGCCAACUGCAUACCAAGCCCAACCUUACAACCCGAGCACAUAUGUCCCGCCGCCGCCGCCGCCGGGCCCACCGCCAGCUCGACAGACCUACGGUGCGCCGCUGCCGCAGACUACGUAUCAGCCCACGCAGAUGCCGCCGCCGCCGCCUGGUCAGCCAGGCACCGGUGAUCCGUUCGCGGGUCUGUCGGGGUGGAAGUGAUAUUUUUUUCUUUCUUUCGGUUUUUGGUUUCUUGUCUUGUCUUGGGGGGGGGAAGGGGGGGGGGGGUAGAACGGAUUGUACGUAGCAAGCUCGGAAAGUAAACAUGGUUGGAAAUGAGGGAAAGGGACCAAAGGGACGAAAGGGACG